Molecule: messenger RNA, 2379 nt
Organism: Miscanthus lutarioriparius
Lineage: Eukaryota; Viridiplantae; Streptophyta; Magnoliopsida; Poales; Poaceae
Source: the annotation of a GenBank genome assembly
AUGGAUGGGUUCAUGGCGAGUGCAGCGACGGGGGUGAUGAGCUCCCUUCUCGCCAAGCUCGGCGAGCUGCUCGGGGAGGACUACAAGAUGCAGAGGGGCAUGAGGCGCGAGAUCGCGUUCCUCAAGGAUGAGCUGAGCAGCAUGAAUGCACUGCUUGAGAGGCUAGCUGACUCGGAGACGCUUGAUCCGCAGACGAAGGAGUGGAGGGAUCAGGUGAGGGAGAUGAGCUACGACAUUGAGGAUUGCAUCGAUGAUUACAUGCGCCAGCUGCAGAAUGAGCCACAGAGGCAUAGUGGGAUCACUGGAUUCUUCUUCGGGUAUGUCCAGAAAGUGAAGGAUCUUGUUACCUGCCAUGAGAUUGCCGAGCAGAAUCAGGAGCUCAAGGCUCCAAUUGUUGAGGCGGGCCACAGAAGGAAGAGGUACAAGAUUGAUGAAACAGUUAAUUUUGGUGGCGUCAAUGUGAUCCCUGUGGACCGUCGGUUGCCAGCUCUCUAUGCAGAAUUGGGUGGCCUUGUUGGUAUCAAUGCUCCUAGAGAUGAGGUCAUCAAGCUAGUUGACGAUGGGGCGCAGGGGGUCAAGGUGGUGUCUAUUGUGGGUUGUGGAGGAUUAGGAAAGACUACAGUUGCAAAUCAAGUUUACAAAAAUAUUGCUAAGAAAUUUGAUUGCCAAGCUUUUGUGUCCUUGUCCCAAAAUCCUGAUAUGGUGAUCAUCUUUCGGUCCACACUGUCUCAAGUCAAGAAGGAUGAGUGCCAUAGCACCAGCUCAUGUGACAAGGAACUUCUCAUUAGUGAAUUGAGGGAUUUCCUAAAGGACAAGAGGUAUUUUAUUAUAAUUGAUGACAUAUGGAGCACCCAAGCAUGGAAGACAAUUAAAUUUUCUUUGGUUGAGAAUGCUUGUGGCAGUAGAAUAAUAGUGACAACAAGAAUUGGUACUAUUGCCAGAUCUUGUUCAUCUCCAUUCCAUGAUCUCGUAUUCGAAUUAAGGAUGCUAAGUGCAGAUGACUCCAAAAGGCUAUUCUUUAGAAGAAUUUUUGGCUCUGAGGACAAGUGCCCUCACCAGCUCAAAGAGGUUUCAGUCGAAAUAAUUAAGAAGUGUGGUCGUUUACCAUUGGCAAUCAUUACUAUGGCUAGUUUGUUGACUACUAAAUCAUAUACCAGAGCUGACUGGUUGAAGACUUGUUUAUUGUAUCUAAGUAUGUUUCCAGAAGAUUAUGUGAUCGAGAGGGAUUAUUUGGCAGUUGAAGAAAAUUUCGUAACUGUUGUUACUAAUAGAAAACAAAUGUUGCCCUCACAUGGCAAGGUCCACCGACUCUCACUUGAAUGCCAUGAUCUUGAAAAUUUAAAAGCAAAUCCCAUUGUUACUACUCAUGUUCGGUCCCUGCACAUAUUUAGAUACUCUGAAGGAAUGCUUCCUCUUUCAGGCUUUCGGUCCCUAAGAGUGCUUGAUCUAGAUGGUAAUGAGAAUUUGGAAAGCUGUUAUCUGGAAGAUAUAGGGAAGUUAUUUCAGUUGCGAUACCUACGGAUUAAGUCAAGCAAUAUUACACUUCCAGAAAGGAUAGGAGAGCUUCAGUGUUUGGUGAUACUGGAUCUUCUGAAUUGUCUUAAUCUAGGUGAAUUGCCUACAAGUAUUGUUGAACUUCGGCACUUGAAAUGGUUAAUUGUUCCUCGAAUGAACUUGCCAGAUGGAGUUGGGAACAUGCAAGUGCUAGAGUUUCUUUCACUUAUAGUUGUUGACUACACUACCUCAACAUCCCUAUUGCAAGAGCUGGGCAGCUUGACCAAAUUGAGAACUCUUGAGUUGGAUUGGCGCAUCAAUCCCCUGCACAGGGAUAAAAAAACAUACGAGGACAAUUUUGUUUCUUCACUUGGCCAACUAGGCAGUUCAAACCUUCGCUGUUUAACACUCAUCAGUCCAUGGUCACUAGACUUCUUGUUGGAACCUUGGUCCCCAACUCCACAUCUCCUUCAGAAGUUAGUGAUCAAAGGAUGGCAUCUCAGCAACAAACCUCUCCUACAAGCAGGAUCUGAGGUAAGGUGCCUUGUUGUCAGCAACAACGGAUUCCGAUGUUUGAAGAAGUUCAGGUUUGUUGGUUGGGUAAAUAUGAUGUUCAAAGAAGGAGCUGUUCCAGUGCUUGAAACUCUUGAAUUUCAAAUCAUAGUGCAUGAGGUGCAGACUGCAUGCAGGUUUGGUCCUCCAGAUUUUGGCAUCAGCCACCUCUCCACCCUAAGGAAUCUUGUUGUCAAUGUUCACUGUCAGGGUUCCAGAGUUAAAGAGGAGGAGGCACUGGAGGCUGCUAUCCGGAGUGCAGCCAGUAUGCUUCCUAAUCAUCCUACACCAGCUUUGCACAGAUUUCUUGAGUCAGAACUCGUAAAAGAAUGA